Messenger RNA from Toxoplasma gondii ME49, 1930 nucleotides. Its product is annotated as aminotransferase, class I/II superfamily protein. Gene Ontology annotation, biological process: biosynthetic process. Gene Ontology annotation, molecular function: pyridoxal phosphate binding. Lineage: Eukaryota; Apicomplexa; Conoidasida; Eucoccidiorida; Sarcocystidae. The coding region runs from base 38 to 1423 and encodes 461 amino acids. The transcript has 9 exons. The record is from RefSeq and is a predicted model, not a curated record.
AAAUGAGUGAAUGUCAUAGACGUAAAGCGUCGUCCUUAUGCGCACGCCCCCGAAAGAAACGAUGGGAGUUUGCCUGGGUUCAUGCUGCCGGAAGACUGACACAAUACCGUUAUGCAAAGGCGUGCAUCACACUUUUUGGACAGUCAUGCUGUGGUGGUUGCCUCCGUCUCUCCUCCCUUCGUUUUGUCCUCGUGGAGCUGGUCUGCCUUUUGAUGGAAUGUGUGGUAACCAAUUUCUUUUCUCUAACACCGGUAACUUACGGUGUUCCGCGCAGAUGGCGUUCCCCGACGCAACUGAAGGCGUCAGUGCAAGAUGGGAUGUGGGAACGCAGACACCACACGGUGGUCAAGAAUGGAGGGAUAUGUCCAACUUCGUUGAGGAUUUCAGUGUCACGACAAACGGUCUCCGCACGCCGAAGAGGGCUCUGGAAGUCGCUGCUGCAGCACUUCGUGAGGUUUCCCACUACCCGAGCUGUGACCAUGAGCCCGCAUGCUCGGGCGUCGCAACUUUCCUUCGGGGCGAGCCACGCUCUUUCGCAGAGCGAACGGAUAUUAACGAAAAAGAGAUUGAGCGGAUUAAGAAACGGCUUGUUCUCGGUAACGGAGCCAGCGAGCUCAUUGAUUUGUGUACAAGGCUCUCUUGUGCUUCAACCUGGAGCCCAGGCCCCACUGAUGUGCAAUACAAAGAAUACGAGAGGUCCGCAGCAAAUAAUGGACUCCAACUGCAAGAUCAUAAGCAGGCAGAACUUGUUUGUGCUGUCAACCCCUGCAACCCUACGGGCGAUUUCAUGGAAAUUGAGGCGAUGAAAAGGUUCAUCGAAGAUCGUAAAAAUGGAGUCACAGUGAUGGUAGAUGAGUCAAUGAUUUUCUGGUUUGGACCAAACUGGCGUUCCCAGAGUCUUGUCAACCAAGAGGACUGGGUUAACAAGCUGUACGAAACACGCGGAAUCAAAGUAUUCGUAAUACACUCCUGGACGAAGAUCUGGGCGUGCCCCGGACUUCGAGUUGGUUCUAUUUUGGCGCCUCAUCCAGAAGCGGCGAAGCGGAUACGGAAGCAUCAGGUUCCGUGGUCGCUUAACACACUAGCGAUUGCCUUUCUAUCGGAAGUGGUGAAGGACUAUGACUAUAUGAGCGAAACGUGGAAAUUAACGCCACGAUGGAGCGAUGCGUUCCGCAAAACACUUCAAGGAAUCCGACCUGAAUGGGACAUCAAAGGGCGGAAGUGGCUGCCGUUCGUAUGGAUUGACACGAAAUGUUCCAACGCCGCACGCUUCUACGUGGAAACAUGCAGGACAAGAGGUGUGCCAAUACGUUGGGGAGCACACGGCUACCAGAGGCCAACAUACAUACGCGUAGCUGUCCGUGACCCGAAAGAGGCUGCCAUUGUUGUUGAUGCUCUGCGCACGCCUCUCUCAAGUCCUUAAAUUAUUUUCUUUGAAAAUCAACAGACUUGAAAAUCAGGAAGCGUUGGCGCGGAAGGAUGCAGCCAGAUAGAUUGACGUUCCAGCCGGUGGUCAACUGCACCAUGUCUGUACAACCUUAGUCUCCACAUUAUUUGUCAGCGAUCGUAAGAUCGUACGAUGAAUCGAUGGUGGAAACCUACCUUUACACAGUGAUCGGUAGAAGUAAGGGGGCGAGCCCCGCACGACAUUCGAAUCUUACGUAACAUCGUCACUCCUGUGAUGUCUAACGCCGCAUUUUGUUGGUCGUGUGAGAAAGGCGGUUGAGCAGAACUUCUACGGACAACACUGGGCGCUGCGUGUAGCGCCAGCGAUGCUCUACCGCAGUCAGGAGCAUCUCCCUGUGAGCCGCAUAUCACCUUAGACGCUGGUACUGACAACAGAGGUCCAACGAUUCAUGGGUUCCAGUGUCGGCCUUGGGCACGGUAGAGAGAGAACGGCAACUGCACCCUUCCUCUAGAGGAAACAACA